AGGGUGGAUCAUGGGGAGAAUAGGCAUGUGGAGCAGCUCUAUGGAAAUAGGCGCAAGCUGUUACCCACUUGCUGUUGUUGUUUGUGUGGGCUGACAAGAGACCGGCUCUGCUUUAAGCCCAUCACCUAAUCUUGUGGUGGAGCAUUAGUUACCGGGGCCAGGGGUUAACAUCUGCUUGGUGGGGUUCUAGGAGCCAUGAAGGGAGAGCAUUUAUUUGCAAACAUGAGAAGCACUCCAUUCCUCCAGCGGGUCUAUCUCCUAGGAGGGGAGGAGCUGGUAGUCCUGCAGUCCACCAUUGUAGAGUCCUCACUGGGAGACAGUUUCCAACAAAUAACUGACUUCAAUGAUCUCCCCACAUCCCUCUUUGCCUGCAACGUGGACCAGUCAGUAUUUGAGGACCAGGAGGGCAAGGAAAUGUUCGAGGCGCUCUUCUUUGCAUACGAUGAAGGUGUGAUGUUCCAGCAGUUUAAAAGCUUUCGACGUGUACGAAUCAACUUCAGUAAUCCCAAAGCGGCAGCAAGUGCCAGGAUAGAGCUGCACGAGACGCCUUUCAGAGGGAAAAAACUGAAACUCUACUUUGCCCAGGUGCAGAACCCAACAUCUGAUGGAGAAAAUUUGCACCUGGCCCCUCCCCAGCCUUCGAAACAGUUCCUCAUCUCCCCGCCUGGCUCACCUCCUGUUGGCUGGCAACAGAUUGAUGAAGCCAAACCAGUUAUUAACUACGACUUGCUGUAUGCAGUUGCCAAGCUUGGCCCAGGUGAUAAAUUUGAGCUUCAUGCUGGCACGGAGUCUACGCCUAGUGUGGUCGUCCACGUCUGUGACAGUGACACGGACGAGGAGGAGGAACCAAAUAACAACCCUAAACCAAAAAUUAUCCAGACCCGACGCCCAGACCUGCCUGUUUCGCACUGAACUCUACAGCUACAAUAGAGAGUAAGGAGGAUUUGUAACCUCCCCCAUCUCCAUCACAGGACCUCUGCCACCCUUCCUCUGAAACUUGCAAACACACAGCCGGGGUCUUGGGGACUCUGAUCCGUGUUUCUUUUUCAGCACACACAUAUACAAUCCUCAUUGUACUGUCACAAUUCUUUUUUAUGUUGGCAAUACUCUGUGUUAAAUCUGUCCACUCUCUGUUUCUCUCUCUCAAUCUGACUGUAAUGUCAACUGGUCACCAGUUAGAGGCAUUGUGUACCCAUCCUUGCUCUCACCCACGUCUCUGAUUGGCACCUAGGCCAUUGCACAUGCUAGUGUCAGAUGUGCCUAUUGGCUGAUAGCUGGCUUAUCUUUUACAUCACAACUAUGUACCAUUUGUACCAAGCAAGCCAUUAUAGUACGUUCUACAUAAGGGCAUGCUAGCCUCUAAAUGUGGCUAAACACCAGCGCUGCAUGUGGCACAGAAAACCAGAAUUUUUGUCCAAUAACCCUAGUAUGUUCUAUUGUUGACUCUUGCAAUGAGUGCAGUAAACCACAGGAAUCAUUCUCAUCAUGCUAGUGCAUGUUCUGGUAGCAAACUGCAUUUUGUUUUUAUUUCCUGCUGUGUAUAAUUGUCUGUAUUUCUUGUCAAGUGUUCUUGAGAAAAAAGUUUUUUUGUUUUUUUCAACAGUGAGCUGAAUUUUUUUUAUCAAAUACCCAUUCACCUUUCCAUAGAAACUAUGCGAGUUGUUUCUUCUAUGACUUCUCUUCAAUGUAAAUCGUUUUCUAAGUGUUUGGUCCAUAAUGUCCUUUUCAGAGGGAAACUGAUAAAUUACAAAUAACUUUUUCUUUGCAUAAACUCUCAUUGCAGAUGAUGUGUCAAUGAGCAAUCAAAUAUAAUUUAAUGAAGUCUGUGAUAUGCAUGGUUACUUGUUUCUAGAGUUUAAUGUAGUUGUCAGAGUACAUCCAUCCAUGGGUUUUCUUGCAGUCUUGUGAGACUUCAUUCACGAGCAAGUUCAUGUGAAAGAAAACCUGUAUGCAUGAAGCCAUUAUGUAAAGUUAUUAAGUUUGAGUAAGACAGAUCUUCCAAGUGCUAUUACACAGUGGGUGACAAAUAACAAAUGUAAGAAGGGUGGGUGAUGUCAACUUUUCUUAUUCAACCAAUAUCUUUUGGUGUGCCUACGUCAUUUACAGAUUUAUCUAACAUAAAUAUAUAGAUUUAUGUAUCCACGUGAAGGCAUGAAUCUUUGUCAGCUCUGCAAACCAUAGCGAUAGAUUUUAGGCACUAUACAACCCAUGCAGUCUGCAAACACACCACAAAAGCACCAAGCUUAGAAAACUGUUAAUUACAGUAUAAAGGUUGUAUGUUUAAUGAUUUUAAACUUCUUCAAGACUAUAAAUGACUCCUAAAUCCCAGACAAAUACAUCAACACUGUGACGUGUGAUUACUGUGAAACUUGACUGACCUACGUUUAAGUAUUAUGUACAUGAGUAUGUUGGUUUUGUAACUUUAAGGAGGUUAUCAGGCUUGAGUGUCUGUUGUUCAGUGUUCAUAAUGUGUUAAGGGUAGCCACAAUCAAUGUCAACUUUCCUAACCUGUUAAUUAUGUUUCCCCAAAUCCCUGUUGUAAUGGAUUGUUCUUUCAGUCAAAACACUGAUGGGUUGCCAGUUAUUUGAAACGUCCCAUCCCGCAGUGUUCACACUUUGCAGUUUUACUGAAGCAGUUCUGGAAACAGGGUACUUAAUGUACUAUUAUGACAUCACAGUAAACAUUGUGACACACAGCUCUUUCAUUGUGCUUAUGCAAUCUCAAGCCUUAUUUGAUUUAGUGCUCACAAUUGAAGAGACAUUCAGGUUAGCAAUGCACACUCUAGUGUUAGAGGAACCUGAAACCAACAGAUAUACAUUGUACCAGAACAUGUAUAUAUGAUAAAUGUUUAAAAGAAAGGGAUGAGAGUAAUUUAAAACAACUGAUACCUACCGUCCACUGCCUUGAAUUUCCCCCCUCCAAUUAGUUUUGCCUGCUUGGCCGAUCAGCUAUUCCCAUAGGCUCUUGUCAUGAUCAACAAAUUCUGUUGCUGUCUCACAUGCUGCCAGCCUUCCUUACUGUCAUGUAAUUUAAGAUUUUUGUAUUGUUCUGUAUUGCACUUUCUUAUUCACAUGACUGUACACCGUAUCAUUCAGUAACUGUAUUUCCUUUUAUUCAUGUACUCCUGAAGACAUGAUAUUAUCUCUGUUCUUAAAGUUUUUGAUCUGGAGUUAGUGUCACUGAUGUUGGGAAACAAUAGCUGUAUUGUGUAUACUCGUGCAAGAUCGUUGGUGUACCUGUCAUAUACAUAUACGUCCUGCCUGCCGACACUAAGGAGACAUAUCUGUAUAUAUUAAUCAAUAAUAUUUUUACUGCAUUUUUGUACAAAUAUUCAUGGUAGCCAUGUACAAGUAGUUGAGAUGAUUCUUUGUUAGUAUUAAAAAAAAGUUUGGUUUUAAACCUCUGGUGUGG
Xyrauchen texanus (razorback sucker) is the source of this 3412-nucleotide messenger RNA. Its product is annotated as calcipressin-2-like. Gene Ontology annotation, molecular function: calcium-dependent protein serine/threonine phosphatase regulator activity; nucleic acid binding. The transcript has 5 exons. Gene Ontology annotation, biological process: calcium-mediated signaling. The record is from RefSeq and is a predicted model, not a curated record. Bases 196 to 912 code for a protein of 238 amino acids. NCBI's taxonomy places the organism in Eukaryota, Metazoa, Chordata, Actinopteri, Cypriniformes, Catostomidae. Gene Ontology annotation, cellular component: nucleus; cytoplasm.